Messenger RNA from Lotus japonicus, 562 nucleotides. RefSeq names its product protein transport protein Sec61 subunit beta-like. The record is from RefSeq and is a predicted model, not a curated record. Gene Ontology annotation, biological process: intracellular protein transport. Lineage: Eukaryota; Viridiplantae; Streptophyta; Magnoliopsida; Fabales; Fabaceae. Gene Ontology annotation, cellular component: Sec61 translocon complex; endoplasmic reticulum membrane. The transcript is spliced from 2 exons. The coding region runs from base 164 to 412 and encodes 82 amino acids.
AAUUUCGCGUGGACUAACGAAACGAAACGAAGUCAAAGAAAAGAAGCAAAUCAAAAAACGCUUCUUAAGUCCUCUGAACGCACAUAAUCAAACACCAUUCAACUGUUCCUCUCAGAUCUCCGACGCCGACCAACCUCCCUCACCGAAAAUCCUCAUCGAGAAAAUGGCUUUAGGUGGAGGAAACCCCCAAAGAGGAAGUGCUGCAGCUACUGCAAGCAUGAGGAGAAGGAAACCAGCUGGUGGUGCGGCCGCGGGAGGAGCAGCCGGGAACAUGCUUCAAUUUUACACUGAUGAUGCCCCUGGACUCAAGAUCUCCCCAAAUGUGGUUCUUGUAAUGAGCAUUGGCUUUAUAGCAUUUGUUGCCAUUCUUCAUGUGAUGGGCAAGCUAUAUUUUGUGCGUAGGGAGGCAUAGAGGAUAGGGCAAGAACUUAGGUUCAUUUUUGGAUUAUAAACACACAAGCUCUGUUGUUGAAUUUAGAUUAUCUGUUGCUGGAUCCACCCAUCCCUGUUAAAGUACAAUCCUUUGUUGUUUUUAACAAUUGAUUUAUUUUUGCUUUUUGGA